AUGGAAGAACCAAUCUUUAUCAAUAACACUACUUUGGUUUUUCUCUCACUUCCUAAUAACACAACAGAAAAAUUAUUAGGAAUUGCUUUAAAAGACUACGUUGUUACAAUUAAACAAAUACAUGUCGUUGGUCCAUUAGCUUAUGUUGAAUUUAAAACACAUCAGCAAGCACUUAAAGUACAUCAACAAAGAAGCCAUAUUGAAGUAAAAAAGAAAAAAAUUAUAAUAUGUUGGAAGUUAACAAAAGAAGUAAAAGAGAGAAAUGAAUAUAAUUACGAUCUUUAUGGAUUAAAAGAUGAUAUAACUGAUGAGUCAUUACAACUCUAUUUUGAAAAUAAGGUGAAUAUUUUAACAUUACUAGUUGGAAAAAAUGUUCAUGGAAAUUAUGCUCUUAUGAAAGUAAACAGUCAACAAGAAGGAGAGUGGUUAUUUGAAAAUAAAGACAUUAUUCAAAAAGAUAUUGGUACAGAUAGGUUUGAAUUAAAAGUUCAUCAAAUUAAACAAGAUGAUAAAACAAAUGUGUUAGUAAAAAAUAUACAUAAAGACUUAACUGAAACUGAUGAGUUAAUAAAUUAUUUUUCAUCAUUUGGAGAAAUUGAUUCAUUAAAGUUAACUGAAGUUAAUGAAAAAUACAAUACAAAAGCAUUAUUUAUUAAAUACAAAAGAGAAGAAUCUGCAAAUAAAAUGAUUGAAACAGUAAAUGGUAAAGACAUAUUUUCAUCUGGUUUACCUUUAAUAGCAGAAUUAUUAAAAAGUAAAAAAGAUUAUAAAUCUGAGAAGAAUAAAACAUAUUAUGAUAAACGUAGAAUGAUAGAGACAGAUUUAAAAACAAAUAAUCUUUUUAUUAAAAAUAUCCCAAAACAACUUCUUUCAAGAGAAGCUUUUAAAAAUUAUUUUGCUCAAUACGGAGAAUUAUUUGAUUAUAAACUACUUAUUGAUAAAAGAAUUGGUUAUAUUUGUUAUAAUGAAUAUGACAAAGCUUGUGAUUGUGUUGCUGGAAAUCAUGGUAAAAUGGUGGUUCUCUUCAAAACCCAAUUAUACAAAGAUCCUGUUGUUGAUAUGUUGCCUUUUGCUAAACUUCCAUUUAACUGA
Entamoeba histolytica HM-1:IMSS is the source of this 1092-nucleotide messenger RNA. RefSeq names its product RNA recognition motif domain containing protein. NCBI's taxonomy places the organism in Eukaryota, Evosea, Mastigamoebida, Endamoebidae. The coding region runs from base 1 to 1092 and encodes 363 amino acids. The record is from RefSeq and is a predicted model, not a curated record. Gene Ontology annotation, molecular function: RNA binding. The transcript has a single exon. Gene Ontology annotation, cellular component: ribonucleoprotein complex.